AUGGUGCGUCUUAGGGAAAUACCACGAACUGCGGCUUUUGCGUGGUCUCCUGAUGCUACCGCCCCUUGGAUCGCAACCGGGACAAAGUCAGGAGCUGUCGAUGUCGAUUUCAGCAAUGAAACAUGCCUGGAACUUUGGGAUCUUGCGUUAGACAACACCCACCAAGGCCAGGAAUUGCAGCCUGCCGCGACACUGCCCACCGAGACAGGCUUCAAUGACCUCGCCUGGACACCUGCGCAAGAUGGACACAAAAGAGGGAUCAUUGCCGGAGCGUUUGAUGAUGGAACAUUGGGGUUAUGGGACGCGGACAAGACCUUGACGAACGCGGCGGAAGCAUCGAUCUUCAGCAAGAAGCUUCAUAGCGGAGCCAUCAAGGCGCUGCAGUUCAAUCCAAAGAUACCAAACUUCCUGGCGACAGGCGGUGCAAAAGGAGAAUUGUUCAUCUCUGAUUUGAACCACCUCGACGCCCCCAUCCGUCUUGGGAGCACGGCAGCUCGAGCGGAUGAUAUCGAGUGUCUGGACUGGAACAAGAAAGUCUCGAAUAUCCUGGUCACAGGCAGUAGCGGAGGAUUCGUCACAGUGUGGGAUAUGAAGACAAGAAAAGAGAGCUUGACGCUCAAUCACUAUCAGCGCAAGCCGGCCAGCGCCAUUGCCUGGGAUCCCGAGAAGCCUACACGACUGAUCACUGCUGUGCCGCUGGAACAAGAGCCUGUCAUAUUGGUGUGGGAUCUCAGGAACUCCCAUGCUCCCGAGAAAAUACUACGAGGCCAUGACUCCGGAGUCCUCUCGAUCUCCUGGUGUCCCCAGGAUCACGACCUAUUGCUGUCAUGUGGCAAAGAUAACAGGUCGAUCUUGUGGAAUCCACAGACCGGCCAGCCAUACGGAGACUAUCCUGUCGUGACCAACUGGACUUUCCAAACAAGAUUCAAUCCUCAUAAUCCCAACUUCUUUGCGACGGCGUCGUUCGAUGGCAAGCUGCAGAUUCAGUCCCUCCAGAACACCAAUCCCAGCAGUACAGAAAUCGAUCAGAGUCAGAUUGCCGAUGGUGAAGAUUUCUUCUCGAAAGCCCAAAUUCAGCCUCAAACGUCGUCAUUCUCACUCCCAAAGGCGCCGAAGUGGCUCGAGCGGCCCACAUCUGUGUCUUUUGGAUUUGGAGGACGCAUCAUUAGUGUUCGACUAUCCGAACCAGGGUCAUCGAGAGCUUCUAAGAUUAGUAUUAGCAAGUUCGAGGUCGACUCCAGUGUUGGAAGUGCCACAGAAAAUUUCGAGAAAGCCGUCCAGUCUGGAGACCUGCGAUCUUUGUGCGAAGAGAGGGUCAACGCAGCAAAGACAGAAGACGAGAAAGCCGAUUGGACAGUUAUCGAGACUCUGGUUUCCCAAAACCCUAGAUCAGAGCUUGUGAAGUAUCUGGGCUUCGAAGACACGGUUGAGGAUACCGCAAACGGCGUCGAGAAACUUGAAUUGGGGGAUGACGACAAAGCGGGCGAGGAAAAGCCUGCAGUCAACGGUGCCUCUAAGUCGCAUAAGCGAUUCCAGUCAAUUUUCGCAAGCUCAGCUGAUGGAGAUUUCCUGUCCGAACUUGCAGCGACCAAGGCCACCAGGACUAACAAUCCAUUCCAGAUAUAUACUGGAGCCGAAUCUGAAAGCGACAAAAAGAUUACACGAGCUCUGAUCCUGGGACAAUUUGAGAGAGCUCUCGACGUAUGCCUACUGGAGGACAGGAUGUCGGACGCAUUCAUGAUUGCUAUCUGCGGAGGCGAGAACUGCAUUAAAAAGGCCCAGGAAGCAUACUUCGCCAAACAAUCUGAGGGACCCAACUAUCUUCGCUUACUAGCUUCGGUGGUGGGCAAGAACCUUUGGGACAUCGUCCACAACGCAGACCUGGCAAAUUGGAAAGAGGUUCUGGCUACCUUGUGCACAUUUGCUGAUGAGAAGGAAUUCCCGGAUCUGUGCGAAGCUUUGGGAGACAGAAUCGAAGAGCAGCUCGCUGACCUCACCACCGUCGGCCGGAAAGAUGCCUCGUUAUGUUACCUGGCUGGUUCAAAGCUGGAAAAGGUCGUGGCCAUCUGGCUUCAAGAACUGAAAGAGCAUGAGGAAGCUGGGGCAUCAGAGGCAGACGCCUCAUCAGUUUUCUCUUUGCAUGCUCGGGGUCUACAAGAUUUCAUCGAAAAGGUCACCAUAUUCCGCAAAGUGGUCAACUUCCAGGAUGAUGAGCUGUCGAAAGACGGAGAUUGGAAGCUGGAGGCGCUCUACAACAAAUAUCUUGAGUAUGCGGACAUUGUGGCUGGAUCUGGCCAACUCGACGUUGCUCAAAAGUAUCUUGAUCUGCUUCCAGCGAAGUAUCCCGGAGCCGACAUCGCAAAAAGCCGUAUACAAUUGGCAAGGAAGAAGCCCGUUGCGGCUCCUGUUGCUCAGAGCACGCCGGCCACCACCAGGAACAAGCCGCUCCCAGGAAUGGGAGGGAUGGCCUCGUAUCAACCUCCGUCGACGGCAUUUACUCCUACAACUUCUGCUGCUGCUCCUACCCCGUAUGGGCGUCCUCCUUCUCAGCCUGCGAAUCCAUAUGCACCGCCAGCACCGACCAACGCUCCUAUCAACCCUUAUGCUCCGGUUGGCGGCUAUCAGCCACCUCAGCAGAUGAGGGCGCCUCCAAGCGCAACGCAUCCGUUUGGUGUCUCUCAGGCAAACCCAGUGCCGCCUCCCCCAAGAUACAAUCAGUCCCCAGCGGUUCCUCCCCCCUCUCAGGACAAGAGCAUGUCCAAUUGGAAUGAUAUCCCGGAAGGCUUCGUCAAACCUCCAACUUCGAGAAGGAACACCCCGGGUCUCCCUCCUCAGGCGGUACAGAAUCCCUUCAUUCCAUCACCUGCAUUUCAACAGCCCUCUCCUCCCGCGCCACCCCCAGCUGGUCCCAAACAAAGAGCUUCGCCUGUUCCUCCGCCACCGAAAGGUUCAGCCCCCCCUCCCAGGGUGACUUCUCCUCUAGCCAGUGGGUUCCCACAUCAGCCGAUCGAGCGGCCUGGUUCAUCGAGCAAUGCAUAUGCACCACCUCCAAGUGUGACAUCUCCGCCUCUCGGGCAGAACAUGAUGUCUCCACCCAUUGCGAGAGGGCCCUCACCAUACAACGCGCCACCUUCGCAUGCUCCUUCGGCUCCAAGUCGAUAUGCUCCUGCGCCAGGCACUCAACCUACCAGCGCGCCCCAGUCGCGCCCUUCGGUUGCGCCACCUCCACAGCAGUCUUUCUUCCAAACUGCACCACAGCCCACAAACCCUUAUGCCCCAUCUCAGUCACCGCAGCAAUCUCGACCCAACCCUUACGGCCCACCGCCGACCGCACAAACUCCCCAGCAAGUUUCUGCACCUGUGUUGCCGACACCGUCACAGCAGUUCAUUUCAGGUCCGCCACAGAGUACGGGUCCGUCGCAACAGCCCCCUUCAAGGCCUGGCACUGCGAACUCUGAUAAGCGGACAGCUCAUACAGCACGAAAGCAUCCUAAGGGCGACCGAACCCAUAUUCCGCCGGCUGCGCAACCAAUCUACGAGAUCCUUUCAGCUGAGAUGGCGCGUGUGAAGGCGCGCGCACCAGCGUCGUUCAAGCCGCAGGUCAUCGACACUGAGAAGCGUCUUGAUAUUCUUUUUGACCACUUGAACAACGAGGAUCUCCUGAAGCCGGCCACUGUUCAGCAGAUUAGUGAACUGGCGGCGGCGCUGCAAAAUAGAGACUUCCAGCGUGCCAGCGACAUUCAAUUGGAUGUACACACGAACAAGGUUGAAGAGUGUGGUCAGUGGAUGGUCGGUGUGAAGAGACUGGUUGGCAUGUGUAGGGCUACCCCUUAA
Messenger RNA from Capronia coronata CBS 617.96, 3834 nucleotides. RefSeq lists its product as uncharacterized. Gene Ontology annotation, biological process: COPII-coated vesicle cargo loading; endoplasmic reticulum organization; intracellular protein transport. The record is from RefSeq and is a predicted model, not a curated record. Gene Ontology annotation, cellular component: endoplasmic reticulum exit site; COPII vesicle coat. The transcript has 3 exons. Bases 1 to 3834 code for a protein of 1277 amino acids. Lineage: Eukaryota; Fungi; Ascomycota; Eurotiomycetes; Chaetothyriales; Herpotrichiellaceae. Gene Ontology annotation, molecular function: protein binding; structural molecule activity.